GCUGAAUCGCGAGUGUUACCAUGAAUUUACGUUAUCGUACAAAAAGUUUCUUCUAAACAUAGAUUAAACGGCAUGUGGGUGGAUGUGAGCGCUCGCGAGAAAUACAAUUACAUGACGCAAACCAACGGAUCAUUUAUCCCUGGGUAUACAGGGCACUGUCCUAUGCUGAAAUUCCGUUUUGGAAAAUGUUACGGCGACAACACGAGACAAAUACUAAGAGAAAUAAGAUCUAAGGGAUUGUUCAACAAACCGCUACGAUAUCGGCCGGGCGACAACUACGAGCUGCACAAUAUGCCCAAGAGACCAGCGCCGCAGCGAGACGUCUACGACGGGAUACAAUACCAUCAGCCUGCGUACAUGACAGGGUAUACGGGAUACGUGCCCGGUAUGAAUUUCAGAUACGGCAAGUCGUACGGCAGAGCGGCUGACGACUGCAUGGCCGAUUUUAUUGAGAGUCAGCGCGAGUUGCGCUGCAGGUCAGAUCUGAACCGAAGCUUUGUGCGCUCGCGCAGCGCCCCCAAGAUGGAGACCAUCCAUUCUAGGGACGAAAUACGUCGCGACCUCGACCGCUUCAGUGAGAUCAAUAAGUACAAAGACCACUCUAUAUCACCAGAGUUCCCACCAAUAGCAGGCUACACCGGUCACAUACCACGCAUCAAAGGAUCCGAGGCUUCCCUCAGCCAACGCUACCAUUGCGCCGCAAAACGAGGCCUAGAACUCAUCCAAAUGGAGCGAGACCAACGCGUAGAACUGCAGAAGGCAGACUCCAACGUCAAAACCAUUUUGAAAGACCACGAGAACAAAUAUUCGUAUUGGAACUGGGGAUAGCAUACGGGCAGAAGGAUGUUCUUCACCAAGCGACGGUGAACAUUCUUCUAUAAACGACAAUAGAACCAGUGAUUUAACACUAGAUUGGUCAGGGCAUCGUAUAAAAUACAUACCUCACAAAAAUUUUAAACGCUGUGGUGCGAUUCAAACUUAAUGGCUGUGCGAGUGGUAUGUAGGUAUGACGUUUCAAGGUGUCGCCUACUCAGAGGUCCCGGAUUCGAAUACCGGUGGGACAAAUGUUGUAUGAUAAAUGCGAGCAUUUGUAUCUAACUAAGUAAUAG
Messenger RNA from Chilo suppressalis (striped riceborer), 1109 nucleotides. The record is from the annotation of a GenBank genome assembly. NCBI's taxonomy places the organism in Eukaryota, Metazoa, Arthropoda, Insecta, Lepidoptera, Crambidae.